CGGGGCGCGACGUCGGCCGUGCGGGGUCUCGGCGUCGGCGGCGCGCGCGCUCCCUCCUCUCGGAGAGAGGGCUGUGGUAAAAGCCGUCCGGAAAAUGGCCGCCGCCGCCGCUGCCGCGCCGAGCGGAGGAGGAGGAGGAGGCGAGGAGGAGAGACUGGAAGAAAAGUCAGAAGACCAGGAUCUCCAGGGCCUCAAGGACAAACCCCUGAAGUAUAAAAAGGUGAAGAAGGAUAAGAAAGAAGAUAAAGAGGGCAAGCAUGAGUCCCUGCAGCCACCAGCCCACCACUCAGCUGAACCAGCAGAGGCAGGCAAAGCAGAGACCUCAGAAGGGUCGGGCUCAGCCCCAGCCGCCCCAGAAGCUUCUGCCUCCCCCAAACAGCGGCGCUCCAUCAUUCGUGACCGGGGACCCAUGUAUGAUGACCCCACUCUGCCUGAAGGUUGGACCCGAAAGCUUAAGCAAAGGAAAUCUGGCCGCUCCGCUGGGAAGUAUGAUGUGUAUUUAAUCAAUCCCCAGGGAAAAGCCUUUCGCUCUAAAGUGGAAUUGAUUGCAUACUUCGAAAAGGUAGGCGACACCUCCCUGGACCCUAAUGAUUUUGACUUCACGGUAACUGGGAGAGGGAGCCCCUCCCGGCGAGAGCAGAAACCACCUAAGAAGCCCAAAUCUCCCAAAGCUCCAGGAACUGGCAGAGGUCGGGGACGCCCCAAAGGAAGUGGCACUGCAAGACCCAAGGCAGCGUCAUCAGAAGGCAUGCAGGUGAAAAGGGUCCUGGAGAAAAGUCCUGGAAAGCUGCUCGUCAAAAUGCCCUUUCAAGGUUCACCUGGGAGCAAGGCCGAAGGGGGUGGGGCCACCACAUCAACCCAGGUGAUGGUCAUCAAACGUCCAGGCAGGAAGCGAAAAGCCGAGGCUGAUCCCCAGGCCAUUCCCAAGAAACGGGGUCGGAAGCCUGGCAGCGUGGUGGCGGCUGCUGCCGCUGAAGCCAAGAAGAAAGCCGUGAAGGAAUCUUCCAUCCGGUCUGUGCAGGAGACUGUGCUGCCCAUCAAGAAGCGCAAGACCCGGGAGACGGUCAGCAUCGAAGUGAAGGAGGUGGUGAAGCCCCUACUGGUGUCCACUCUUGGUGAGAAGAGCGGAAAGGGACUGAAGACUUGCAAGAGCCCUGGGCGGAAAAGCAAAGAGAGCAGCCCCAAAGGGCGCAGCAGCAGCAGCAGCACCUCCUCCCCCCCCAAGAAGGAGCACCACCACCACCACCACCACCAGGAGCCCCAGAAGGCACCCGCGCCGCUGCUCCCACCCCCUCCCCCGCCCCCACCUGAGCCCCAGGGCUCUGAGGACCCCGCCAGCACCCCUGAGCCCCAGGACUUGAGCAGCAGCGUCUGCAAAGAGGAGAAGAUGCCGAGAGGAGGCUCGCUGGAGAGUGACGGCUGCCCCAAGGAGCCAGCUAAGACUCAGCCUCCGGUCGCAACUGCCGCCACGGCCACAGAAAAGUACAAACACCGAGGGGAGGGAGAGCGCAAAGACAUUGUCUCAUCCUCCAUGCCAAGGCCCAACAGAGAGGAGCCUGUGGACAGCCGGACGCCCGUGACCGAGAGAGUGAGCUGACUUUACACAAAGUGGAUUGCAAAGCAAACCAACAAGAAUAAAGGCAGCUGUUGUCUCUUCUCCUUAUGGGUAGGGCUCUGACAAAGCUUCCCAAUUAACUGAAAUAAAAAAUAUUUUUUUUUCUUUCAGUAAACUUAGAGUUUCGUGGCUUCAGGGUGGGAGUAGUUGGAGCAUUGGGGAUGUUUUUCUUACCGACAAGCACAGUCAGGUUGAAGACCUAACCAGGGCCAGAAGUAGCUUUGCACUUUUCUAAACUAGGCUCCUUCAACAAGGCUUGCUGCAGAUACUACUGACCAGACAAGCUGUUGACCAGGCUUCUUAGGGUACGCCUGCACCUCCCCUCCCUUCCACACCUCCCCCCAGUGUGGUCACGAGGGACAGAGAGCAGUUGAGACGACAUGCCCAUUUUCGCUGCCAUUGGUACCCCAGUCACAGCUCUCCUCUCCCUCCACCCUGCCCUGCCUCCAGCUCCCCCACUCCUGCCCAUACCGGGACAAGGAGGUGUGAGGCCAGAGAGACAGAUUCUUUCGAAAGAUGGAGAUGGCCCGCGGCUACAGCCCAUGUGAUCCCACCCAAAGUGGCAUGGAUCUGGCCCCACACCAGCCCCAUCCAAAACUGACAAGGACCUUUCACAGGACAGGGAAGUAGCACCUGUGCGCUCCAGCGCUGGCGUGGCCGCGAGGGAGUCGUCCUUUGAGCUGCUGGGUGUAGUCUGGCCUAAGCCACAGGAGAGUGUGGCCCACAGCCGUCCUCCAGUGGGUGGCGCUAGAGAGAAGCCGUGGAGGCAGCAGGGUGUAGCUGGCCCUCUGGCCAGCCAAACCCGCAGGCGACGGGAGGGAUUCCGAGUCGCUCUGAACAGUCUGCAACUGAUAGUGACAGGCACAGUGAACAGGGCCAGGGGUAGGGGUAGGGCGCCAAGGGAAAGAGGGAAAAAUGUUCUUCCAAAACUUUCCAAUUCUACUCCUUUAGGGACAGCUUAGAACUAUUUGCACUAUUUGAGUCUUCAUGUUCCCACUUCAAAACAAACAUGCUUUGAGAGCAAACUGGCUUGAGUCGGCAACACUUUGUCUCUCAAGGCACAGACAUGGCGGUGUUUAGAACUACCUGGAUAUGUAUAUACCUGCGCUUGUUUUAAAGUGGGCUUAGCACAUAGGGUUCCCACGAAGCUCCGAAACUCUAAGUGUUUGCUGCAAUUUUAUAAGGACUUCCUGAUUGGUUUCUCUUCUGUCCCAUUUCUUCUUCUUUCAUUUCAUCUUUUCAUUUCUCCCUUCUUCCUCCUCGUUCAUCCCUUCUGUUCCAGGCAGCCGAGUGCCCCACUAUACCCUAAGCUGAUGCUGGUCAGCUCAGGCCCCCAGAACUCGCCCACCUUUGGCCUUCUGGCUGCCAGCCCCACCCCAUUCUUAGCCCUGAGGAAGCGCCUGGCUCUGCUGAGUCUGCCCGGCCUUACCACCUUGGCCUCUCUGAAGGGGAAGAGAGCAGCAAGGUCUUCCUCUCCUAGGGAGCCCUCAUCCCUGGUCAGACCCCAGAUUCUGGGCCUUCCCAACUUUUCACUUGAGAGAAGCAGGUGGGAGAAGUUGGAUGGGAUGUGGAUUUGGGAGCCUAGGGCAGCAUAGAGGCCUCUCUGGCCUAUCAGAAUUAUCAAAUGACCCAGCCCUGACCUUGGCCUUUGCUAGGCCCCACUAGCACGUCCAUUGAGACAGGGCAGCGGGUAGAACGAAUGCAGAUGCCCCCAGCCCUAAGCUGGGACCAGCGCCUAGCCCCCUGCCCCACCCCUCUGUUCCUCCUCUACCUAGGAGGGGUUCUUUUAUGACAGGAGAGGUUUGGCUUUCCCUUGCUGGAGGCUGGGUGGGGCCAGUACAUACACAUCUCCACAUCCUCGCCCGCCUGGGAUGUGGGGUGGGGGCUUCGAGGCUUGGGCUUCCCGUAGUGUGUUAACUGAUGAGUUUUCCAUCCUCCGUUCAGGAAGUCCUUAUCUAGCUGCAUACCUUCAUCAUAUUGGUAUAUCCUUUUCUGUGUUUACAGAGACGUCUCUUAUAUCUAAAUCUGUCCAACUGAGAAGUACCUUAUCAAAGUAGCAAAUGAGACAGCAGUCUUAUGCUUCCAGAAACACCCACAAGCACGUCCCAUGUGAGCUGCUGCCAUGAACUGUCAAGUGUGUGUUGUCUUGUGUAUUUCAGUUAUUGUCCCCUGGCUUCCUUACUGCAGUGUAACCAUGAAGGAGUGAAACAUUCUAGAAACUGUCUAGCCCUUCCCUGCCAGUCCUUAGUGAUCAGGAACCAUAGUUGACAGUUCCAAUCAGUAGCUUAAGAAAAAAACGUGUCUGUCUCUUCCAGAAUGGUUAGAAGCAAGGGAGUUUGCCCCUUUGUUUGCAGUCAUAGCUGGCCUUUCUAGCAUUUUUGUAUCCAUUUCCUUAUGCUGCACAAGCAAGUCCCACAACCAAACGUGCUGUGCUGUCGACCCUCCAGGCUUCACUUCUGACUUCUCCCCAGAAAGGGAAGGGGGCUCAGAGGAGGGGGCAAGUCCUUCCAGACCCCUCUUCCUCCAAGGACAAAGGCUCCUGACCCUGCAGUGGCCUCGCAUUCCUGGCAGCCCCAAAGGAUGCCUAUCCGUACAAGCAUGGUGUACAGCCAGUUUGUCAUGGAGACGCUGUCCAUUUUGGUCAGGUUUUUAUGCACAAUGCUUAGCCAGUGAAAGUGGCUCCUGAAACCGGUGUCAGGAGCUGGCCGCCCAUUGGCUCAGUCCCAUCUGGGCCUGGGGAGAGGGGUACAGGGCCCACCGUGGCCCUGCUUCACGCACGACAGUUCAUUCAAAGGCUGGCUGGGCAUUGUGGUCGAGAACGCGGCCCCCCAGCUUCUUCCCCCAGGGUUCCAAAGCUGCAGGCGGCGCCUGAGCGCCUUACAGUCUUCUUUCUCCCCCUCUCCUUUCUUCCUCAUUCCCUCCUCUUUCCCAAAUAAAGGCAUGACAAGUGAGUCACCUUUAAGCAGGCCGUCGUGGUGGUUUGUCGCCCUGGCAGGCAGGUGCCCUGCAGCGCCCCGCCACCCCUCUCCUGGGGUCAGGUAGACAGGAGGUUGGAGGGAAAGCCUAAGCCACAGGAUUCUCACAAGCUGUGUUUGGCCCAGUUUGGGGGUGUGACCUCAAUUUUGUGUGUCCUUGAAUACCAUGAAAAUGGAGGGGGGCAUCUUUUAGGGACUGAAGAAUACAGGAAUUGGCCGGCAGCUUUCAGAAACCUGUGGGGCUAGGUCACGGUCACAUUCAGUCUCCCCGACCUCCGUUCUAGUUGUUAGUUACUACCUCCUCUCCCAGCGCAAUUCUGUAUGUCCUCGAGCUCCCACCACGCCUGGCCCAGCUCAGUCCUGCCCAUUGGUGGGCUUGUCCCAACCAGUGGAAUUGCCCACCUUGACGCUGCACUGCACUGGGGACACUGGGCCACCACCAGGCUCUAGUACAGCUCCCUUCUACUGGUGCUGUGUUCCCAUAUCAAAAUGCACAAGAGACAACUAGAAAUGCCAUGUCCCCCAGGCCACCAGUGCCAAACCAAGGAGCCCAGCCCCUUAGCUCCCAGGAAGCUGAAAGCCAAAGUGGUAGCCUUGGGGGUGCUGACCCCAGCCAGCACCUGGCUUCUACUCUGGACACUCCAUGCAGGUGCAGGUAACAAGUUUGUUCAGUGGCAUCAUUCCACGCUAGAGGUCACUAACAGUGGCAAUGGGACCCGGAGCAGCCCCAAGUUGUCACAUGCUGCUCUGCCCAGCUUGUCAUUACUGUGGCAGAGAUCAUGAAAGAGGGUACUAGUUGGCAACAACGUUUGGUUGGAAAGGAGUUUCCUUAGCUGAUGAGACUUCUGGAUUUUAAGUAAUUUAAUAAACAACUCAAGCCCCAGAGGGAGCAAAGGGUAUGAACUGAAUCCACCAGGGGAGGCCAACUGGACCUGGAGGAACCCAAGUGCAGUCUCGCAGCUGAGCUCUGCCCUUUUCUGGAACACCGGGGAGGUCACAGGUACUAGUUCUUGGAGGAGACCUUUGGCGCAUCCAUUCCUAGCCAGUGUCGUUGCCCCGAAUCGUUUCCUGAUGCAAGUUUCACACACUGAAUCUGUAGCCCAGACCUCAGGAAGUCAGCUGGGCCUAGAGCCCUGUGGGGGUUUGCCUAGCCAGCCCCCGAGUUCACUGAAGGCGGUGUAGGUGCCGGGGGGGCAGGCUCCCUGCUCCUGGCCGCUGCCACGCCCAAGGGCCCGCUCUGCUGUGCUCGCUGUGGGGGUUCCAUCUUUGCUUUUUUCAUCAGCAGACUCCACUCUAGUGGGUUUGUUCAGCCUCCAUUUUUGCUUUUUUUCUUUUAAAUAUUUUAUCAAUCUUCAGAAAAGGCAUAGUCAAUUGUUAACAAAUUGCUAGGAUACUGCCUCCCCCAGGGUCUAAAGUUACAUAUUAAAGGGGAAAAAGUGAAUGAAACUUACUCUGAACAAUUCAGAAGGAAAACCUAGAAAACAUUUGGCAGAAAAUAACAUUUUGCUGUUUCUGAAUGAAUAAGAGCAAGUUCUUGCAAAAACGCUGAUCAAAAAACACCUGGAGCCUGACAGUGCGGCAGGUGAAGGGAGGUCCAGCCUGAAGCCAUUGGGUCUGAGACUUGGGGCCAUCUUGUCACUGAGGAGCCUGUCGCUCCUUGGGUAGCAGUCCUUGAGGACUUGGCUGCCACCCUGUCCCGUGGGGUGGCCUGGAGGUUAUUGGCCUGCCUGAUCCCAAAGCUGCACGAGCCCAGCCCUUGGUGUGGGAAGCAGAGUGUCACCAGUGACUCCGGAGGCCUGUGACAUUCUCACCACUCAGCACUGCCUGUCAGGAAAAACAAUUUCUAACUAAGGCCCAGGCAUCUAGGGAGAAGAGGGUGAUGUCUCCCCCCGGAACACUGGUUGCAGCCUGUCCCAAGGACACCCCUGCACUGCUCUCCAUGCAGCCUACGGCUGGGACAAAUGUCACUCCCUCUGAAGUCCUGAGGUGGGGGCUGCCACCUGAGUGCCGCCUGUGCUGUGAGUCCUGCCCCUGGGCCAGUGGGAGGAUAGUGCAGCAGGUGAAACCCUCCUGCAGGGGAACCUUGCAGUUUCAGAGCACUUGGGGAACCUGCCAAUUGCCUUUGCUCCCUUAGCUCCCCCUUUCUAUCUUACCUUUUCUCAGGUUGUGCUCAGCAGCGAGAGAAAAUGAGAGGAAAAGGCCAAGAGCCUGGGCUGCUGCCCACGGGUGGUCCCUAUCCCUGCAGUGUUUGUGUGUCAAGUGACAAAGCUGUUCUUCCUGGUGACCCCGAUUAUAUCCAGUAUCUUACAGACUAUACACACAGGCCUGCUCGGUCUCCUCUAUCUGGGCUUUUGUUUUGCUUUUUAGUUUUGCUUUUAGAUUUUCUGUCCCUUUUAUUUAAUGCACUGACUAGACACACAAAGCAGUUGAAUUUUUAUAUAUAUAUAUCUGUAUAUUGCACAAUUAUAAACUCAUUUUGCUUGUGGCUCCACACACGUAAAAAAAGACCUGUUAAAAUUAUACCUGUUGCUUAAUUACAAUAUUUCUGAUAACCAUAGCUUAGAACAAGGGAAAAUCAAAAAACACACAAAACACACACUCAAAAAAAAAAACGACAAGUCUGUCUGCUGGUCACUUCUUCUGUCCAAGCAGAACUGUGUUCUUUCCUCGCUUCUUUCAAGGGCUUCCCUGUGCCAAGUAAAGGAGGCUCCAGGUAGCAUCCGGGUUUCGCAGUUUCUCCUGCGCUGGUGAGAGGACAGUUCACUGCAUCAGUGGGUGCAAGAGCACUCCUGUGCCUGGCUAAGGCCAUGAUGUACUUGGUACUGUCUGGUCCUCUUGGACCUCUGGGUGGGACGAUGAGAGUCCAUGGGGGUGGCCCAACCCAAGCACAUCACCCCCCCCUCCAGUGACUCGGGCAGAGUGGUCCCGUGUGGAGAGUUGGCUCAGCAGACCUCCCUAUCGGUAGGGCUCCCACCUCAGUGAGUCUGGGGGCUGGAGGGGAGAUGGGAAACCUGUGGCAUCCUUGAAUGUGUGAGCCACACCAUGUGGAACACCGGGGACCCCAGAACCAUGUGCAAGAGUCCAGUGGGUCUCCUCCAGGAGUAGUGAAGACUCCAGAAACAUACCUUCUCCCCCAUCCUACGAGUAAUUGCAUUUGCUUUUGUAAUUCUUAAUGAGCAAUAUCUGCUAGAGAGUUUAGCUGUAACAGUUCUUUUUGAUCUUUUUUUAAGUAAUUAAAAACACCAAAAAAAUGCAGAAACUUGUUCUUCCAAAGCAGAGAGCAUUAUAAUCACUGGGGCCAAAAGCUCCCCUCCCUGUGUCACUACUGAGGCCUGAACCAAAAGAAAAAUGCUUGUAGGCCCGUUGGUGGCCAAGCUACCUGUGGGCCCCUCAGAGGACCUGGGCUGGGGCAGCCUCCAGGCCCACUCCAGCCUGCGUUCAGUAUUAGCCCUGGGUCUUGACAUCCUUUCCCACCCAGCCUGGCACUGGGGCAGUGGAGGCCAGGAGGCUGUUGCCGCUGAUGUUUGGCCACUAACAGGUGGGAGUCUGCAUGUGUUCACAGGCGUGCUGACCGAAAUCUGAAUCGGCGCCCGAGUUAGCCUCACCUGGGGACCUCUUGCCCUGCCCGGAUGGAGCAGGGGCCACCCAGUUCAGUGUUUCUGGGGAGCUGGACGGUGGAAUGCAAAAAAAAGGCUUGCUAGAACUUGAAGCCUGCUCCUUCCUUUGCUAUCAAGGCCUCCUUUUCUGUUUGAUUUGUCACUGCUUCAAUCAAUAACAGCCGCUCCAGAGUCAGUAGUUGAUGAAUAUAUGACCAAAUAUCACCAGGACUGUUACUCAAUGUGUGCCGAGCCCUUUCCUCGCGCCGGGCUCCCAUGUACCCUGACACUGUAACGUGUGCUGUGUCUGCUCUCCUCCCCUCCUCCCUCGCCCUCCCCUUGUCUUUCUGGGGUUUUUCUGUUUGGAUUUGGUUUGGUUUUUACUUCUCCUUUUAUGUUCCAAACACGAGGUUCUCUCUACUGGUCCUCUUAACUGUGGUGUUGAAGCUUAUAUUUGUGUAAUUUUUGGUGGGUGAAAGGAAAUUUGCUAAGUAAAUCUCUUCUGUGUUUGAACUCAAGUCUGUAUUGUAACCAUGUGUAAAGUAAUUGUUCCAGAGACAAAUGCUUCUAGACACCUUUUCUUUACAAACAGAAGAAUUUGGAGGGAAGGGAUGGUGACCAAGAUGAGCGGGGCUGUCCUUUUGUCCCAGGAGGGAAUCCCCAAAGAGAUGACCCCUGUCCAGAUCAGCCAGAAGCCACCCAAAGAAGUUAAGCCCAAGCCAACGGACUGAAUAGCUGAUGUGUUGCCAUUUUUGGAGUCAGAGCAAAACCAGGUUUUGUUCUACCCACUGGAUUCUUUUGCCUUUUUCCCCACCAAGAGUUAUUAGCAUCAUUGUUAUUUUUAAGGACAGACAAGGUUGAUGUUUCUGUGAGGGGAGCCAGGAGGGGCAUGGGCAGAACUGGCCUUGCUUGGUGGGAAGCAGAUGGGGCGGGCCUGAGUAGCAGGGCUCAGACCUGGGUGGUCAUCUCCCUGGACACCUCCACUGUGGCCACAGGUCAGGUCUUUGUGGAUAGGGCAGACCGGCCACUCUCUGCCUGACACAGCUCUUCAUGGCAGGCCUAGACAGUGGGCAUUACCAUUCAGGCCACCUACACUCCAUCCCACCCUGCCCUGCAGUGCACAGCCCGGGAACAUGGUGGCAGAGGGGUCUUGGCACUCUUUGCUGUCAUCCAAUCCCCAGCAAAAUUUGCACACGAAGAAACCCCUUCCCUUCCCAUGGCAAAGCAGAUCCUUCUCAGAGAAGCCAAUACCCCACCAGACAUUUGGGCUUAUGAAACAGGGACACCUGGUGGCCCCUCCUCUGAAAGGCAAGGACAGUGCUGACUAGUGACUGUUUGCACAUGGGGUUUAGUAGCAGGAAGAACCAGUUAGGGUGGCUGCCCCUUCCCAAGUCACAGUGACACCGGCCACCCUGUGCAGAGGAAGCCGGCUCCAGCCCAGAAGCCCAGCUAAGGGUAGGGGAGAUGUGUGUGAGGCGUGGGGAGCUGCCCAGGACAGACUUGGCUGGACAUGCCUCGAAAAGCCCUCUAUCGCAUUCACCUUCAGUUUUUGUGUUUUGGGACAAUUACUUUAGAAAAUAAGUAGGUCGUUUUAAAAACAAAAAAAUACUGAUUGCUUUUUUGUAGUGUUCAAAAAAGGUUCUUUGUGUAUAGCCAAAUGACUGAAAGCACUGAUAUAUUUAAAAACAAAAGGCAAUUUAUUAAGGAAAUUUGUACCAUUUCAGUAAACCUGUCUGAAUGUACCUGUAUACGUUUCAGAAACACCCCCCCCCACACUGAAUCCCUGUAACCUAUUUAUUAUAUAAAGAGUUUGCCUUAUAAAUUUACAUAAAAA
Molecule: messenger RNA, 10020 nt
Organism: Manis pentadactyla (Chinese pangolin)
Lineage: Eukaryota; Metazoa; Chordata; Mammalia; Pholidota; Manidae
Gene: MECP2
Product: methyl-CpG binding protein 2
Exons: 3
Coding region: 95-1597 (500 amino acids)
Biological process (GO): negative regulation of transcription by RNA polymerase II
Cellular component (GO): heterochromatin; nucleus
Molecular function (GO): chromatin binding; double-stranded methylated DNA binding; methyl-CpG binding
Source: RefSeq, a predicted model, not a curated record